UUUGGUAGGAAGCGGGAGGAGUAGAAGACGACAAUUCCCAAUACGACCCUCGGCACGGUUUUUUGACGCAAACUCAGUACCCGCACCUGGUACUGUAAAGUGAACGGGAAGCAGAGUGACUGAGAACUGGAAGAAGAGCCGCCAUGCCAUGUUCCGCCAGAUGCUGCGAGCCGUGAUGCUGGCUCCUCGCCUGGGCCACUGUGCCAAGUGGAGGGAGCUCACCUGGAGUCCCGGCCGCCUGACCAUGAAUUCAGACAAGAGGCCCCGGGUGAAUGGCGACAGCGAGGAUUUUGACCGUAUCUUCAAUCAGGUGGUAGGCGACCUGACCCAGGAGGACCUGAAGCACCCAGAGAUCGGGGAUGCCAUCAAACGGCUGAAGGAGGUGCUUGAGUACAACGCUCCCGGAGGGAAGAGGAAUCGGGGUCUCUCGGUCAUCGCCUCGUUCCGCGAGCUCGCAGCUCCCCACCAGCAGACUGAGGAGAACUUCCGUCUGGCGCUUAUCGUCGGCUGGUGUGUGGAGCUGCUACAAGCCUUCUUCCUGGUCGCGGACGACAUCAUGGACAAUUCUGUCACCAGGCGGGGUCAGGUCUGCUGGUAUCGGAAGGAAGGAGUGGGUCUGGAUGCCAUCAAUGACUCCUACCUCCUAGAAUCCGCCGUUUACCGCCUCCUCCGCAGGUACCUGAGGUCCCAUACCUGUUACAUUCACCUGCUAGAGUUAUUCCUCCAGACGUCCUACCAGACGGAGCUGGGACAGUCACUGGACCUGAUGACAGCCCAGCCCAGCCGUGUGGAUCUGGACCAGUUCACUGAGGAGAGGUACAAGGCCAUUGUAAAGUACAAGACUGCCUUCUAUAGCUUCUACCUGCCCGUGGCUUCCGCCAUGUACAUGGCUGGGAUCGACGGCGAGGAGGAACAUCGCAUUGCCCAAACCAUCCUCCUGGAGAUGGGGGAGUUCUUUCAGAUUCAGGACGAUUACCUGGACUGCUAUGGAGACCCUGAGGUGACCGGUAAGGUCGGUACAGACAUUGAGGACAACAAGUGUAGCUGGCUGGUGGUUCAAGCACUGAAGAGUGUCACUCCCAAACAGAGGAGGGUGUUAGAGGAGAACUACGGCCAGCGGGAGCCGGAGAAGGUGGCGAGGGUGAAGGCUCUGUACAAGGAGCUGAGACUAGCUGAAGCCUUCCAUCAGUAUGAAAACCAGAGCUACCAGCAGCUGAGGGGGCUGGUGAGCGAGCACUGCAGCCGCCUGCCUCAGGACGUCUUCCUCACCUUCGCUGACCGCAUCUACAAGAGGAAGAAGUAGAUCGAAGGAGCGCGACUUUCCCUUCGCCCUGGUGCUAAUCUCCAACCCGAGGGUCAAGGACCCAAAACUGUACAUAGGGGAAGGGGAUGUGUAUGUAUUGUAACGUGGGAACAGACUGUCUGAGGUUCACCGUGGGGGGAGAGCGAGCGCUGGUGGGAAUAAUUUAUUCUGAAGUAAACCCAAUGGGCAUCAGUGGAAAAUUAUUCUGUUUGAUGGGACGGUGUAGAGGGAGCUUCACUCUGUCUAGUGUGUAACUAUAAAUAAAUACUUAAAAACUGUCGUAACUGAU
Messenger RNA from Mobula hypostoma (lesser devil ray), 1592 nucleotides. RefSeq names its product farnesyl diphosphate synthase (farnesyl pyrophosphate synthetase, dimethylallyltranstransferase, geranyltranstransferase) (gene fdps). The transcript is spliced from 11 exons. Bases 149 to 1303 code for a protein of 384 amino acids. Gene Ontology annotation, biological process: trans, trans-farnesyl diphosphate biosynthetic process. The record is from RefSeq and is a predicted model, not a curated record. Lineage: Eukaryota; Metazoa; Chordata; Chondrichthyes; Myliobatiformes; Myliobatidae. Gene Ontology annotation, cellular component: cytoplasm. Gene Ontology annotation, molecular function: (2E,6E)-farnesyl diphosphate synthase activity; dimethylallyltranstransferase activity.